GCAAUACUGAAAGUAUAUUGCCGUAAAUAUUUACUUUCCGUUCUAUUAUUAGUAAUAAUAGAGUAAGCAGAAUAUAAUGUAUAUAAAGGUUGGUUUGAAUCCAAAGCAAGAGUACUCCAAAAACCAUGGGUUCCGGAUCUUCGGGGAUGGGUGGCGAGAUGCCUGGUGCUGAUCUGCGUCUACCAGUCACCGGCCUCAAGUUUACAGUGAACCAACUUCGUGCUUUGAACUCCUACGUAGACAAUUUAUAUGAGGAAGACCAGAAAGGCCAGAUGUCAACAGAGAUGGAGAGUGCAGUAGAAAGUAUUGUCCAGCGUAUUGUGGAUGGUGCCGGUCAGAGAGACCCCAGGUUCAGAUGCAGUCAUCUCAUCGCUUUACACAGAGGAAAGAAGAUGCGAUCCCGUUCCCUCGAGUAUUUGGUGACGCUGGACUCUCUUCCCGUGCUGAAUGUGACUGAUGACUGCCGGUUUGAAGACGGCCCGGUUGGUUACGGGAAGAUCAGGAUCACAGGCCGGGCUGCCGACAAGUGGGAUGAGUUCCUCACACCCUCGGGUUAUCUCUGCAGGGACAAAGUGUUGGAGCGGUGGGUGGAGCUGGUCGCGCGUUGCACGUCGGCACGUGGCGGUGGACGCGCGCGUGUCCUCAGCGCAACCGCCGCACGCAAUGCACGUGCACACCGGUACUGCUAUCUGGAGAGAGCGUCUCCUCCACAAUUGAGUAAUGACCGUCGACUCGCCAUCGUGGAGGGGGCUGCGUGGGUGAUGGUGCGAGUCGGCGCGGGGGAGGCUGAGGCUAAGCUGAUGCUGGGCGCGCGCGUGGCGGGCUGCAGCGCGAGCGCAUACUCCACCAGGGUGCCUCUUACACACCCCCUCGCCUUGCUGCACUAUAUUAGUGCACAAGCGGGAUACUACGCAGUGGCGGUGGGCCCGCCGUCGAGCGGUGGUGGCGAGCGCGGGCUGCAGUGGCAGGUGUGGUGUCCGGCGCUGGAGGCCGCGCUGGACGCGCACACCGCGCGGGCGGCCGCCCCCGCCGCACUCGCCGCCGCACUCAACGCGCUGUUGGACACCAUGAGGGAAGGGGCCUACGAGGGCACAUUACGAGCGUUGAGUCGGUACGCAGUUAGUUGCGCCCUGCGGCGUCGCCUGGACCGCUGCGCAACGUACCCGCAGGCGGCGGCUCGCGGCUGCAUCUCAACCCACCUGGCACAUCAUCUGCUACUCAUAUUGGACGAACUGGUGUACUUGUGCGAGAAGGGCGGGGUGGCAGGCUAUGUGCAUCGUAUAGAGCGGGCGAGUGUGGUGCGGCGCGGGGGGCGCGGAGACUGGUCCGCCGACGGACGCUGUCUGAGGAACUGUCUGCUGCAUCUCCACAACACUGCAGGAUCAGUAGACAUUCCACCUACACCUUCCGAAUCCUUGGAAAUGGUACUCUUCAGCCGGUGGGAGAAUUUGAACAAAGAGGCGAAGAUUGCAGCCGGUAGUGCACCGUCGUACUCUCGGAGGCAACUGCGGUACCUGUGGAGGGUGUCCAGCGAGCUUGUGAAGUGCAAGAACAUGAUCCCUUGUGAGAACCGUAAUGCUUUCCGGGAAAACCUACUUCAGGCUACGUCACUGGACCAGGAGUCAGUGGAGGACCUGAUACACAUUUUAGCUAUCAUGCUGGACCAGGCCAGAGAUCUCUACAUGAACAAUUUCCAGCAUCGGACACUGGGAGAGUUUGAUAGAGAACUGUCUACGUAUAGAUCUAAGAAAUGGAACAAGCUCAAAGAUUAUUACGACGCAUCAUCAGCAUGCCUUAUUGACGCGGUGAGAAGGGACCCUGAACUCCGUCGUGAAGACCUCGCAGAUCCUCUGAACGUCAUGAAGAAUAUCCUUAACUGGCUGUACAAGGGUGCCAAAGAAGACAAGAAGUACCUCGGUCCAGUCUUGAAACCUUACCUAGACGAUCUGUUCCAUAGUUCUUUAGAAAAUGGAUGGUUUUUGGAUGAGUUCGAUGCGAAGUGCUGUGAGAAAGAUUUGGAGAGUCUAAGGGAGUAUUGUAUGGGAGUGCACGAUGGGACAUUGGAGCCCUGUAUGGGAUUGCUUGACUUGGCGAAGAGACAAGCCUGGGCGAAGGCUAUGGUGGACUUCGUGGACAGGUUUCGCCAUGUGGAUUUCCGCCUUGUAUUUCCAACAGGGGAUGGCAUGGCUAUCUCGUAUCCAAUAAAGUUGCCUUCACGCCGCGAGCACAGUUCAGCUCGCACACUCACAUUGAGUAGGCGAGAUAAGGCAGAAGCGAAGUUGCGUCUCGCUAAGAGAUGUGUGCUAGCAGCGUUCACAACAGCGAUUGUUGGAGAUAGAUGCUCGAAACUAAAUGGAAUAGCCCGUCAAGAGAGUAGCGAGGAAAUAUUAACUAGCAUCAAAAACGGCAACUACUGGCGAAGCAACACACGACCCGAUAUCAUACCUUCCACAUCAACGCAAGACAUUGCUAAAGAGAACAAUGAGAUACUGAAGGUGAGGCGAAGGUCCAGGAGAAAUAGACCAGUAACCUCAUACGGGUUUCCAGAAAUUUCCCUAACCAACCAAUCGGACACGAAGACGAUGCGACGGAAGUACCACACCCUGAGGAGUUUGGUGUAUACAGAGCCGGUUGAGAGUAUCAAGGAGUUGCGCGAGAAGCCAAGGUCUGCAGGAUCAACUAUGAGGAAUAAGGGAGCUCUUAGCAGACCCAGUCUAUUGGAGACAUUGGACUUUAUUAAUAGUGUCAAAGAUGCGUUGUCUGUGGAGGAAUCAGGAGCCUCUGAUGUAGAGGAGACAGCCUGGACAGCGGAGGAAGAGUGGCUGAUAGGACAAACGGCGCCCCUGAACUUGCUCGCAGCCCGCUCCGGGGCACAAGCGCUGCAUCUCACUCUCGGAGACUUGGUACUGGCACUACUGCAGCGGGGAAAGUUCACCAUACUUCAAGAGUUGUGUUCAUGGCUGGGCGAGUCCAGCGAAGGUGCUUUGUUCGCUCUCCACCGGCUGGGCCGCGCCGCCAGGUCUAGAAGCAGCGAGAGAGCCACCAAUUCUUGGAAGCUCCCUGAAGCUGAGGGUUCCACUGUGGAACCACCGCAGAAGUACCGCAGUAGACCACCAGAUCAGAUAUCAGGGGAUGAAGCACCACCCCCACCGCCACCUCUACCUAGACGCGCCUCUAAGGAUAAGGACAAUCGGGUAUAAGUAAACAUAUACACAGACUACCUGCCUCCCAAACGUCAUCAAGAUUUGGAGCAACAAACGUAUUUAGAUUCCACCAACAUGAAAUUAAAUCAAAUAAAAUUAAACGACACAUAUACGGGAAUUAUAAACCCUAUAUACGACAUAAAGAUGCCCAGAGACAAAUUCAGUGUGAAGAGGUCGAAAUCUUUAGGCAGAAGUUUUAGUUCUAGACAUCUAGGGUUGGAGGUGACUAGGUAUAAUAUAACGUUGGGUCGCAAAAGUGGUAAGAAGACCAAUGAUGUGGUAACAGCCAUAACUGGAGUGACCGGGGAGACAGGAUUGGAGCCGAGGAACGGUUUCUAUCAGAGAACUAAUGGACAAGCGGAGGUCGUUGGAGAUUCUUACAAGAUCAGUAGUGUUACAGUUGAAUAAA
Messenger RNA from Achroia grisella, 3612 nucleotides. RefSeq lists its product as uncharacterized. Lineage: Eukaryota; Metazoa; Arthropoda; Insecta; Lepidoptera; Pyralidae. The record is from RefSeq and is a predicted model, not a curated record. The transcript has 18 exons.